Messenger RNA from Danio aesculapii, 1784 nucleotides. RefSeq names its product microfibril associated protein 5 (gene mfap5). Gene Ontology annotation, biological process: embryonic eye morphogenesis. The transcript has 7 exons. Gene Ontology annotation, cellular component: microfibril. The record is from RefSeq and is a predicted model, not a curated record. Lineage: Eukaryota; Metazoa; Chordata; Actinopteri; Cypriniformes; Danionidae. Bases 118 to 498 code for a protein of 126 amino acids.
GGGGAGGGAAGAGAAAGGGAGGGGAAAAGUAAAAGCCGAAGGAUUCUGAAAACACAAAGAGCAGCAGGAUUGGAAAUUUCCCCGAGCUGUGAUCGAACCCUGUGAAGACCCUAAAAGAUGGGCAGCUCUCCAGUCUCUGUGCUGCUAUGCUGUUGUUUCUUUAUACUUGUUACGGUCCAGGCACAACAGAUUGAAAUAGAUGACAUUGACGCCACUGUUUUGCCUCCGCCAGACUGCAGAGAGGAAACUUACCCCUGCACUAGGAUGUACUCGGUUCAUCGACCUAUAAAGAGAUGCAUCCAUUCGCUCUGUCUCUACAGUCUUCCUAGAGUCUAUGUGAUCAACAAGGAAAUCUGUGUGAGGACUGUGUGCCUGCAAGACGAGAUCCUGAUGGCUGAAAUCUGUAGGGAGAAAUCAGGUUGGCCGAAACGCCAAAAGAGGACAACUAGGAGACGCUGUCAUCGUGGCAACCCAAAAACAUGGGCAAACAAAGCUUAAAGUGAGAUGGAAGGCAAGGCCAGCUUCCAGCAACAAAAACAACUAUAAAUCUGCAAACUGAAUCUCAAACUUUAAACUAGCAUGUUCGAAAACUAGUGGUUCGAAAUUACUGUUCUCGUUAUAAUUUGGUACUUUUUAUCAUUUAGGGGAGCACGGGGCACAAAGUAACUCAGGGUAAAAUGUAACAUGGAGUUUUAAGGUAUUUGCUUAGGGUUAACCAUGGCAUGCUUCCGAGGUUUUCACCACCGUGUCGGCAGAUGCCUUCCUACCAAUUAUUGUAAAAGUUCGGCGAAAUUUGGAUGAGAAACACAGGAGAAAUCAUUUUUGCAGCGUAAAAAUAUUUUUUAUUAUACUCUAUAUUUUUUAUUUUUAAAAAAAUCUGUGAAAGUAUGAACGAAAAAAUCUUAUAUUGUUGUAAUUACCGUUUUCUAGGCUAAAAAAUGGAACCAUUUUGAAAAGUGUAAAAACACACAGUGACUGCAAGCCAGUUUUCAGGAAAACACAAUAGGCCACACACUAUUGGACACAAAUAAACAAACAAAAUAAUGUUUGAAUUUUGAGUUUAAUGUUGAGAACUUUUUAAAUUAAAAAUGUUUUUUAAUAGAAAAUAUUUUUUAAUAGAAAAAAAUACAUUUUAUUGUUAAUAAUGCAAUUAAAUGCGUUGUAUAAUAAUGGAUAAUAAUGCAAAUAAAUCCAAGUGUGUUUAUCCAAUAGAUAUAUACAUAAAUAAACAUUCUGUGCUAUGUAGAAUAAAAAGAAAUUAGCUACUGAGGAAAUACACAAUUUAAAGUAAACUGAAUUUAAAUUAACUGUGUGAAAUCUAACUAACCCUGUCUGUUACAAAUUGCCCCACAGGUGGGGUAAAUAGUAACAUUUUUACUCCUGGCACUUUUGGCAAUACUACACAGAAACCAUUGGUCCGGCGGGCAUACUUUCAGUGGUCAUUUGUAGGAGAGGCUUGUGUGUUGCUGGAAAAAAAAAUCUGAUUUGUCUAACCCCAUUACUUUGUUCAUUAUUUAGCCAAAACCAAAAAGUGUUACUUUGUGCCCCGCUCUCCACUAAAGCUUCGACUUGGAACUGAAAUUAGCUCGCCAGAAUUUGUCUGUUUUUACAUAUUAUUUCACAAAAUCACAAAGGGCAUGAAAAUGUACAGCUCUGGUCCUGAAUGUUUAAUUAUAACCACUAUGUGCUUUAUAUUCCUCUAUUAUACUGAAUAUGUCCACACCAACCACUGUAAUUAAAAGUGCACAAAAGCAAAUAAAAAUGUCUAUAUUUUCACUCUGAAA